This is a messenger RNA of Aspergillus udagawae, 468 nucleotides long. RefSeq lists its product as uncharacterized. Bases 1 to 468 code for a protein of 155 amino acids. The transcript has 2 exons. NCBI's taxonomy places the organism in Eukaryota, Fungi, Ascomycota, Eurotiomycetes, Eurotiales, Aspergillaceae. The record is from RefSeq and is a predicted model, not a curated record.
AUGUCCGACAAUAACACCUCAAACAAGACGUGUCACCCGUCGCCCUCCGCUGCCAACGAGAGCACCCUCCAGCCACCAGGUGAUGUCCGUCCGUGUCAACGUUGCCCCAAUCAAACCUGUCACUCGACCGACCGUUGUCCGUUGCGACCUUUGCCAACUGCCGUGAGAAACACUACUAGCGUUACUACUCGACCUGGCCUUGUGGGCACCACAAAACCCGCCCUUGUUAUUUCUGUCGGAGUAAAUCAUAUCUCGCACUACAGCAGCCCCACUGGUACGGUUCCCACGGUUGUGAUUGAGACGCCCACGGUUGCGGUCCAAAUUCGCGACAAGCCGAAACGUAGACGCAGGAAGAGACCAAAUAAGGCGGCCAGGAGGGCUCGAUUGGCUGCUGAGCGGAUAAAUUCUCAGGAUGCUACCCCAGCAGCGAUGAAACCGGAGGACAGUGAUGACAAGGUGGCCCAGUGA